Molecule: messenger RNA, 1263 nt
Organism: Hyalella azteca
Lineage: Eukaryota; Metazoa; Arthropoda; Malacostraca; Amphipoda; Hyalellidae
Exons: 8
Coding region: 1-1263 (420 amino acids)
Source: RefSeq, a predicted model, not a curated record
AUGAAUUUCUCAGAUAUAAACGCGGAGGAGACUCGGUCGGACGAUCCCCGCCUGAUUGACCUCAUCCGCAAACACUACCUGAUACCGGCCUCCACUGAGCCGUACGCGCUCAGAGGCCUGAUGGAUCCCUCGGACGGCCAGUCUAAAGUUGUCGACAAGUUGUUCAAACAGAAAACACACGGGGUGUUCGUCGAGUGCGGUGCAUACGACGGCGAGUUUCUCUCGAAUACGAUAUUCUUGGAACGCUUCCGAGCCUGGACGGGCUUGUUGAUAGAGCCAGAGCCCAGCAACUUCGCGGCCUUGAAGAAACGCCAUCGAAAAGCCUUGAUAUCAAACUCUUGUCUAUCCAGUAAACCCCAUCCAAGUGAGUUCAUACUGCGUCAAGAACACUUUCUGAGCGAGACUCUGGACGUUAAGAACAUAAGUUACGAUCGAGAGAUUUUUGGAACCGGAGACGUGAGCUACAAGAUUGUCCGAAGAGUCAUCGGCUUUAGAGAUAUAAACUCGGAGGAGACUCGGUCGGACGAUCCACGCCUGAUUGACCUCAUCCGCAAACUCUACCUGAUACCGGCCUCCGCUGAGCCGUACGCGCUUAGUGGCCAGAUGUAUCUCUCGGACGGCCAGUCUAAAGUUGUCGACAAAUUGUUUAAACAGAAAACUCACGGGGUGUUCGUCGAGUGCGGUGCAUACGACGGCGAGUUUCUCUCGAAUACUCUGUUCCUGGAACGCUUCCGGGCCUGGACUGGCCUGUUGAUGGAGCCCGAACCCAGCAACUUCGAGGCUUUGAAGAGACGCCGUAGAAAAGCUUUGAUAUCAAACUCUUGUCUAUCCAAUAAACCUCAUCCAAGUGAGUUCAUACUGCGUCAAGAACGCUACCUGAGCGAAACUCUGGACGUUACGAACAUAAGUUACGAUCGUCAGACUUUCGGAACAGGACUUACGGGAGACGUGAGCUACAAGAUAGUGCAAUGCUUCCCCUUCUACACUUUCUUACUGGCCACUAACAUCACCGCCAUCGACUACUUCAGCCUCGAUGUUGAGGGACAGGAACUCAAUGUGCUCAAGACGAUCCCGUGGCACCAAGUGGAUAUCAAGGUGAUCUCAGUAGAGUACCAGCACGUGGAGGGAGGGAAGGCGGCCGUCAACGCCCACAUGGAGGCGGUAGGGUACGUGGUCCACGAAGAAGUCACUGACCCCUCAGGCAACCCCAGUGACGUGGUUUACGUCAGACGAGAUCUCGUCGACCGAUUUGGUCUUGCGUAG